GUCGACUUUCACGGCUUAACCGGAAAGGUAUCGUUCAAAGAAGGCGUUCGUUCGGGCGUUAAAAUGGAUUUAUUAAAGCUUAGACACCAGGAGCUCGACAAAGUAUGUAUGCCAUACCAGUCCUAUAGGGCUGCCAGUCCCCGAUACCCAGUCGGAGAAUUCACUAUCGAUUCCGGACUUAAUAUAACAAAACUUCACGCGUUUCGAGAGUUUGGUUACAAUAAUAUUACGCUCAAAGUCACUACCAUUGAGGUCGACUUUCACGGCUUAACCGGAAAGGUAUCGUUCAAAGAAGGCGUUCGUUCGGGCGUUAAAAUGGAUUUAUUAAAGCUUAGACACCAGGAGCUCGACAAAGUAUGUAUGCCAUACCAGUCCUAUAGGGCUGCCAGUCUCCGAUACCCAGUCGGAGAAUUCACUAUCGAUUCCGGACUUAAUAUAACAAAACUUCACGCGUUUCGAGAGUUUGGUUACAAUAAUAUUACGCUCAAAGUCACUACCAUUGAGUCGCCGCCUUAUAUCAAACUCCGCAAAACCAACGGCUCGGACGUCAUUAUAUACGAAGGCUUUUGCAUAGACUUACUCAACGCUAUCUCCAAGGAGUUGGGCUUUAACUACGAGCUAUAUCUGGUGCCGGAUAAAAGGUUCGGGGCCGAAAACGCCAGUAACCCGGGCCAGUGGAACGGAUUGGUACGGGAGCUCAUCCUAAAUAAAGCGGACUUAGCGGUGGCGCCGAUGACCAUAUCAUACGCUCGCGAGGAGGUUAUCGACUUCACGAAGCCGUUUAUGAAUCUGGGGAUAGGCAUCCUGUUCAAGAUACCCACCCAAAUGCCUACCCGCCUGUUCUCGUUCAUGAACCCCCUAGCGGUGGACAUAUGGCUGUAUGUGGUGGUCGCUUACAUCCUGGUCAGCUCCACCCUGUUCAUAGUGGCCCGGUUUAGUCCGUUUGAGUGGCAGAAUCCGCAUCCUUGCGAAAAGGUAUGUCCACUCGGCUUAUAA
This is a messenger RNA of Oppiella nova, 996 nucleotides long. Lineage: Eukaryota; Metazoa; Arthropoda; Arachnida; Sarcoptiformes; Oppiidae. The record is from the annotation of a GenBank genome assembly.